This is a messenger RNA of Phlebotomus papatasi, 5426 nucleotides long. It is a transcript of the gene Ptp69D, whose product is annotated as tyrosine-protein phosphatase 69D. The record is from RefSeq and is a predicted model, not a curated record. The transcript has 6 exons. Gene Ontology annotation, molecular function: protein tyrosine phosphatase activity; protein binding. Lineage: Eukaryota; Metazoa; Arthropoda; Insecta; Diptera; Psychodidae. Gene Ontology annotation, biological process: protein dephosphorylation. Bases 210 to 4685 code for a protein of 1491 amino acids.
AAUGUCAGCACGAAAUGACAGCCGAAGUGUCGAAAAGUGACAGCUGGGUAGUGUAAAAAUUUUUGUUGGUCGCGACUGAGACUGGCAUUUUUAUUAGAAAAAUCCGGCAGAAUUUGUCUCAAAUUAGCAUUAGUCCACUGAUUAUGUUACCAUUUAGUAGUUACUAGGUGUGGGUUGUGUACUUAGUAUGUGAUUUUGCCGUGAGAGUGAUGAAAAAGUGUAUCGGCAUAAUCGACCAAGCCCACUUCAGUGGCGUUUGCCUUUUUCUCAUUUUUCUCAUUCUUCUGCCCUUUUCCUGCACAUUUCCGGCUGCCCAAGAAAUAGCCGAAUUUGCUGCAGUUGUGGAUACUAACACCAGUUUCCUGUGUUCAACACGAACUGAGAGGAUUCUGUGGACGAAAAAUGGGAAGAAUAUCACAAAGAGUGACAAGAGAUACGUGGCUCAAGUGAAGGAGAUCAACGAUGAUGACACCGUUGCUGAUAAGUUUUCCCAGGAGUUAACGAUCAAUCGAGUAAACCUGAAAGAUCAGGGCAACUACACUUGUAUUGAUACAGAAGAUGGAAUGCAAAAGCAUUUUUUCCUACAACCAAUAAUCCCUCCAAAAAUCGUUGCAAAGAGCAAUACCCGUAUCCGCACCAAUAUGAAUAAGGAUGUUACCCUGUUCUGCCUCGUUGAAGCCUUCCCGCCCGAAGAGUAUAAGAGUUCCAUCGAGUGGCGGAAGGAGGAUGUGGAGGGGAUGGAUUUUGCUGCGGUGAAGGAAAUCAACCUAAAUCUCAGCAACAAAACACGAAUCAAACAGAUAAAUGAAACAAGGAUGAAUGUGACGCUGAAUCUCGAGAGUGUUUCGAAGAAACACAAUGGUACCUACAUCUGCAGAAUUCUAAUCCCCCGGACAGGAGCUGAAAUCACCGGGGAGUCUUCAAUAUUUGUCCUGGAUCGUCCAGAAGUUCGUGUGGACUUUGUUAAGGCAGUCGGAGCAAAUAAAAUCUUCAUGAACUGGACGGUAAAUGAUGGAAAUGAUCCGGUGCAGCAGUUCUACAUCCAGUACCGAAAAGAAGGAGAUGAAACUUUUACCUACUACAAAGAUAGGAUCAACGGAAAAAACCAAUCUUGCGUCCUGGAAAAUUUUGAUCCUUCAACAAAUUAUCAAUUCAGGAUUUCGGCGCAGAAUAAAAUAGCAAUGGGACCAGUUUAUAUUCAUCCCCUAUGGGUUAAGACCCUGGAGAAAGAUCCAGUUUUCAUCCCAUCAAUUGAAGUCAAAGGCAACACUCAUUCAACAAUAACCAUCGGAUGGACGCCACCUCCGCCGGAUCUCCUGGAAUAUAUCCAGUACUACGAUCUUGUAGUUGUCAAUGCAGAAAACGCUUCGGAAGUCAAGGAAGCUAUUCAUCUACAAAACUCCCGGAACCUUCCUUACAUGUUUGAUGGAUUGCGAACUGCAGCAGAAUACAAUUUCCGAGUAAGGGCUUGCAGUGAGUUAACGAAAGCUUGUGGAAACUGGUCAGAAUCUGUAACUGGAACUACAAUGGAUGGGAUCUCAUCGGAACCCAUCAAUCUAAAAAUUUCCUGUACUCAUUACAAUAUCACUCGAAAGAACUCUGUUGAAGUGACCUGGGAGCCACCAGUGAAGAAAAACGGAAAGAUUAUCUCGUAUCACGUUGUCCUGAGUGGCGUAGCAACUUUCCGGAGCGAUCAGACUCUCAAGAACGAGACCUUCGGACCCAAAACCAAGAGCAUCGAUGAGAAAUCCUUCAGAAAAGCAACGUACGAGGGUAUUCCUCCCAACACUAACUAUACAGUUCAAGUCCAGGCUGUGACCAGAAGUAAGAAGCCCGGAGAUCCUGCAACACUCAGUUGCGUUAUGCCACCUACAGUUCCAGAUGUUAUCGGAAAGUUCCUUUGGGGAAAGGUCAAGACGGAGACUAAUGAGUGGGUGUUUAAGCUCAAUCUUCCAAGGAUAUCCGAACGAAAUGGACCAAUUUGCUGUUAUAGAAUCUACAUGGUACGCGUAGCCAAGGAUGAGAUUAUCAGAAAUCUCCCACUUCCAGAAGAUCUCGAUGUUAUGACUUACCAUGAAGUUCAUGCGAACAACAAUACCAAAGGAGGAGCUUACAUUGCUGAAGUGAUGACUGACAGAAACUUCCACUCAGAGAUCUUCUUAGGAGACGGAAAGCGGAUGAACGGGAAUGUAACGGAAGAGGAAGAGACUGAAGCCUGCAGAAAGUGCUUAGAGGGAGCAAUCUGGAGGUCACCUGCAAAGAAACGCACAACUACAACUACGACUACAACAACAACUUCCACUCCGAAACCAAUUCUUCCAGAGGACAUACCUACAUUUCAACCCGUAGCAGAAAGUGCAACCGAAGAGGUUCAAACAACUGUUCAGGUUGCAAAUCGUCGGAGACGCAGAAGGCAACACUUCGAUGAGUUACUGAAUGCCAUGCUAGAGGAUAAGACUACAACGGAAGGACCACAAACAAAUGAAGCCACUUUGUUUAGUGUCUUCGAUGGACAGUUGGAUCUUAAGAGUGAAUAUACUGGUUUUGUAGAAGUGAUCGUUAAGAAUCGUCAAGGGGAUAAGGAUCAAGUCCUAUCAUCCUACAGUGAAUACUUCCAAAUGAUGCAAGCAGGAGCUCCUCCAAAUAUCGAUGACAAUAACGACAACAUGACGUAUAUCUUAGCGCUUGUUGUACAGAUCCUACUUGCCCUGAUUGUCAUAGUGCUGUUCCUGCUUAUGACUCUAUGCAUCGUUCACAGAUAUUACACAAAGAACGUUGCCAGAGGAGACGAAGCUAUAAGUCUCAGGGAAUCCUUGAGAGCUCUCUGCGGUGGAAGGACUCAAAGCAACCAUCACAGACACUUGAUUGGCACUCCAUCAUCAAAACCACCGGAUAUACCUCCAAUACCCAAAUCCGAUAUGACCCAGGCUUACGUGAGUCGUCACAAGGACUCAGACUAUGGAUUUCAGCAUGAGUUUGAAAUGCUUCCGGACAGAUUCAGUGAUCGUACGACAAAGAAUUCUGAUGCCAAAGAAAAUUCCGGGAAGAACAGGUAUCCGGAUAUUAAGGCUUAUGAUCAGACAAGGGUCAAACUGUCCACUGUAAACUCAAUUAUCGGAUCAGAUUACAUUAAUGCAAAUUUUGUGCUGGGCUACAAAGAAAGAAAGAAGUUUAUCUGUGCUCAAGGUCCAAUGGAUGGGACCGUGAAUGACUUCUGGCGAAUGAUUUGGGAACAGCAUUUGGAAAUCAUAGUGAUGCUGACAAAUCUUGAGGAGUACAACAAGACCAAAUGUGCAAAGUAUUGGCCAGAAAAAGUUAAUGAUUCCACUCAAUUUGGGGACAUUUCGGUGACUUUUGUGACCGAAGAACGCUUCUCAGACUACUUGGUGAGAGAACUAAAAGUCGUGAAGAGGAGUAAUGGAUAUGGAGAUGAAGAGGAAGAUCGUAGGUACAUUACGCAGUACCAUUACCUUAUGUGGAAGGAUUUCAUGGCACCAGAACAUCCGCAGGGUAUUAUAAAGUUCAUCAAGCAAAUCAAUGCUGUGUACUCGCUUCAACGGGGUCCCAUUUUGGUCCACUGCAGUGCAGGGGUUGGCCGUACGGGUACUCUAGUUGCGCUGGAUUCGCUUACGCAGCAACUGGAUGAGGAAGGUCAUGUAGCCAUCUUCAAUACAGUAUGCGACAUGCGUCAUCAACGCAACUUCCUAGUGCAAUCCCUGAAGCAGUACAUCUUCCUCUAUCGUGCUCUCAUGGAGAUUGCCCAGUUCGGUAGUACAGAACUCCCAUGCAAGGGUUUGGGUGCAGCCGUGGAGACGCUCAAGAGUCGCCAGGAUAGCAAGGAACAGUGUCAAUUAGAGCUGGAAUUUAGUAAGAUUAAGGCAGCAGUGGAUGACACAAAAAAGACCUGCGUAGUGGCGAGUGGAGAUGAAAACCGAUGCAAGAAUCGCAGUGAUAGUGUUUUGCCUUUCGAUAGAAAUCGUGUCAUACUGACACCAAUCCCUGGAAGGGAUCACUCCACCUACAUCAAUGCCAGCUUCAUCGAGGGCUACGACAAUGCUGAGUCCUUCAUCAUUGCCCAGGAUCCACUUGAGGGCACCAUUGGAGACUUCUGGCGGAUGGUGUCUGAACAAAGUAUUAAUACGCUGGUCAUGCUCUCUGAGAUUGGCGAUGGUCCAAAGAAGAGUCCACGGUACUGGGCAGAUGACGAAAUCCAGUAUGAUCAUAUUUCGGUCAAGUACAUCCAGAGUGAAAGCUGUCCGUACUACACAAGGCGGGAGUUCAACGUGACCAAUGUAAAGAUCGACGACACGAUUCAAGUGACACAGUUCCAAUACAACGGAUGGCCAACUGUGGAUGGUGAGGUGCCUGAGGUCUGUCGGGGCAUCAUUGAACUGGUAGACCAGGCUCUCAAACACCACAACAGCCAGAAAGCGUACAGCCAGUCGAGUCCAAUAGCUGUUCACUGCAGCUUCGGAUCCGACCGUAGUUCAAUCUUUGUGGCCAUGUGCUUCCUUGUGGAGCAAUUGCGUGCAGAGAAGAGGGUUGAUAUUUGCACGACCGUGAGGAAAUUGCGUUCUCAACGCAAUGCUAUGAUCGACACCUAUGCACAAUAUGAAUUUCUGCAUAGAGCCAUCGUCAACUACGCUGAUCUCCAUCGAUUAUCUCUAGAAUCUCCCUCCGACUGAUUGAGAUAUGUCUAGAUCAUUGUUUUUUACAUCCUUCAAAAAUACUUCAUUUCUUUUCGGGCAAGUUUUUUUAUUAAUUCUUUUUAUUGUGUCCUUCGCAAGAGGGUGAUAUUUUUCAAAAAAAAAAGGAUAAAACGUUAUUAUUUUUAUGUAGAUGAGAGAAAGUGAGACCAAAAAAACAAUCCUCAAAAUAUAUUUAAACUUUAUGAAACUUUUUUUGAUAUGAAAAAAAAAAUACUAUCAGCGAGAGAAAAUGCAAUUGAUUUUAUUUGAGUGAGAUUUUAGGAAUCACGAAGGAAGGAAAUAGAAUAUUUGGCCAUAUAUUUUAUACAAGAAACAAUUAUUAAAAAAAAAAGUGAAACAAGAUUAUUAGAUUUAGGUAAUAAAGUUUUUGCUUUAGAUCCCCAUCUUGUAGUGGAAUUUGCAAUCGCAUUAAUUUUUAAGGUGAACUCUAGAACCCAAUUUUUUGUACAUAAUUUAUUUGUAAUGUUUUUUUUUAUAAUUCUCUGUUUUAAAUUCUUUGUCUUUUUUACAAAAGAAAAAGAACUGUGCCCAAAAAAAUUUUUCGGGAUGUGUGAUUUCUUAGAGAGAGGCUUUUUCUUAACCCAUCACACAUAAAUUUUAUUCUCUAUCGAUAUUUCAUUUAGAAAACGAAAAAAUUAUGUUUCUUUUUUUAAUAACUACUCAGAAAAAAAAGGAGAUAUUUUGUAAAGAAAAAAAUAUAUCUUCGAGACUCUCUUA